CAACUCAGUUUACCUUUGAUGUCAAAAUAUCUAAGCUUCUGCAAAUGGAAAUGCAACUUAGACAACCAUGACCAUGGCUAUUCAGAAGGUGCUACUCAUUCUGUUUUUGCAUAUACAAGUUCUCAAUAUCGUAACGCAGCUUCCUGAUUUACGAUUUGGUAGAUGUUUUGAGAAUGGUAACUAUACUGAAAAUAGUGCAUACCAGAAGAAUCUUAACUCAGUCCUUUCUUCCCUUUCCUCAAAAAUAGGUAACUAUGGUUUCGACUAUGCUUCCAUUGGCCAAAACACCGACGAGGUCAGUGGUAUUGUGCUAUGUAGAGGAGAUGUGGAGCUGGAACAAUGUCGCAGUUGCGUCAAAAACGCUGCUCAAAAACUUGUGCAGUUAUGUCCUACCCAAAAAGAAGCUGUUGGUGGCUAUGAUGAAUGUUCGUUGCAGUACUCGAAUAAUCAAUCCAUUAUAAAUACUCAAUCGUUGUCUGUUCAAUAUUUUAUUUGGAAUCCAGCGAAUGCCUCAAAACCCGAGGAAUUUAACCAGGAACUGGGUAAAUUACUGGAAAAUUUACGAGACCGUGAUGUAAAUGGUGGUCCCUUGCGAAAAUAUGCUAGUGGUAGUGUGACAGGUCCAGAUGAUCAGACUAUAUAUGCACUUGUGCAGUGUACUCCUGAUUUAUCUCCCCAGAAUUGCUUCAAUUGCUUAACUGACGCUUAUGGAACCAUGCCUCAAUGUCCUUGCCUGGGAAAGAGGGGUGGAAGAAUAAUUGGGCCUAGGUGCAACUUCCGUUAUGAAAGUUCCCGUUUCUUCGUUGAUGUGCCGUUGGAAGCUCCGCCACCUGCAGGAAAUGAUGAUAAAACAGCUCCAAUGGGGAAUGGUAAUGAAACGGCUCCAACAGGGAAUGAUAAUACAGUUCCAAUAGUGCAGGAUGAUAAAAAAGCUCGACUCGUCAUUAUUAUCAUUGUGCCAACUGUUAUAGUUGUUGUUCUUGCUGUAUGUAUUUCUGUCAUCUUAAUGAAGAAGCGAAAGAAGAAGCUGGUGGACAAAAUUCAAGGUACACUCGGGGAUGAUAUUAGCGAUGUAGAAUCCUUGCAGUAUGAUUUUUCUAUAAUUAGAGAAGCAACAGACAACUUCUCAAAUGCUAAUAAAUUGGGACAGGGUGGAUUUGGUCCUGUGUAUAAGGGUAAGCUUCAAAAUGGACAAGAAGUAGCAGUGAAAAGAUUGUCAGCAGAUUCAGGCCAAGGUGAUCUAGAGUUCAAAAACGAGGUCUUGUUGGUUGCCAGGCUUCAGCACAGGAAUUUGGUUAAGUUACUCGGAUUUUGCCUGGAUGGAACAGAGAGACUUCUUGUCUAUGAAUUUGUUCCCAAUGCAAGCCUUGACCAAUUUUUAUUUGAUCAAGUUAAACGUAGCCAACUGGAUUGGGAAAGGCGAUCCAAAAUCAUAGGAGGCAUAGCUAGGGGAAUUGUUUACCUUCAUGAGGAUUCUAGACUUCGCAUCAUUCAUCGCGAUCUCAAAGCUGGUAAUGUUCUACUUGAUGCAGAGAUGAAUCCUAAAAUUGCAGACUUUGGCAUGGCAAGACUAUUUACAUUGGAUGAAACACAAGGCAACACAAACAGAAUUGUUGGGACUUAUGGGUAUAUGGCUCCAGAGUAUGCAAUGCAGGGGCAAUUUUCAGUGAAAUCAGAUGUUUAUAGCUUUGGAGUACUAGUCCUGGAAAUUAUAAGCGGUCAACGAAACAUUUGUUCCAGAAAAGGAGAUUCUGUGGAAGACCUUCUGAGCGUUGCUUGGUUGAACUGGCGCGAAGAAACAGUUUCAAAUUUGAUAGACCCUAUGCUGAGGGGAAGCUCGGGACCUGUUGGUGACAUAGUGAGAUACAUCCACAUUGCUUUAUUGUGCGUUCAAGAAAAUGUUGCUAAUAGACCAAACAUGGGUGAAGUACUUCUCAUGCUCAGUAGUCGCUCUUUGAGUCUUCCAGUUCCACACAACGAUGUAAACCCACAGAUUUUACACUUAGGAGAUGUCAAUUCAACAAUUUCCGCGUCAAGCAAACUAACGGAAAGUAAAUCAAUAUGUUCUUCAGGAAAUCAGGAUUUGAUAACUGAGCUGCAUCCUCGAUAAAACAUC
Molecule: messenger RNA, 2116 nt
Organism: Solanum stenotomum
Lineage: Eukaryota; Viridiplantae; Streptophyta; Magnoliopsida; Solanales; Solanaceae
Product: cysteine-rich receptor-like protein kinase 10
Exons: 7
Coding region: 68-2110 (680 amino acids)
Biological process (GO): protein phosphorylation
Molecular function (GO): ATP binding; protein kinase activity
Source: RefSeq, a predicted model, not a curated record